UGGAUGGGGCCGAUAUAAAGCCGAGAUUUGAGGGGGGUGAUUCUCCAUUCUCCCUCUUCUUUAUUUUACACUCUGCACCUGGGAGAGAAAAGAACGUCCUGCCAUGGAUGACAUUUACAAAGCUGCGGUUGAGCAGCUUACAGAAGAACAGAAAAGUGAGUUCAGAGCGGCGUUUGACAUCUUUGUUCAAGAUGCAGAGGAUGGAUGCAUUAGUACAAAAGAGCUGGGCAAAGUCAUGAGAAUGCUUGGGCAGAACCCCACCCCUGAAGAACUACAGGAGAUGAUCGAUGAAGUAGAUGAGGAUGGCAGUGGCACGGUCGACUUUGAUGAAUUUUUGGUCAUGAUGGUGAGAUGCAUGAAAGAUGACAGCAAGGGGAAAUCAGAAGAGGAGCUUGCAGAACUCUUCCGAAUGUUUGACAAAAAUGCCGAUGGAUACAUUGAUCUAGAAGAACUAAAAGUAAUGUUGGAAGCCACUGGAGAAACCAUUACAGAGGAUGAUAUAGAAGAGCUGAUGAAGGAUGGAGAUAAAAACAAUGAUGGGAAGAUCGACUAUGACGAAUUUCUCGAAUUUAUGAAAGGAGUGGAGUAAGCGGAGAUCCCAAACAGCUGACCACACUGUGCCAUUCACAGCCCCGCGGGAGGACAGUAACAUCGACAGGGGGGGUGGGGGGUAAUAUUGGCCCACCUUACUUACCUAACAGGCUGGACACAACAUCAGCACAUAGCAUGAAGAGCAAACCGCAAGAUGGAUCCUGCACCAAGAUUCAGCCAGGCCUUUAUGUGAAUCUGUUUGUCUUGUGGACAGUUUAAGAUUGCAUGAAGAAAAUGUCAUUCCCUGCACCUAAAACUUUUCUUUUCUUCCUCCCUGAUAUUUUAUUCUUAUGUAGGCAUCAUGUCAGAGAAGAAAAAGCUCCACUUGUUAGCCAGCAGUUUGCCAGCCCAUGUGAAAAGCUUUAUACCUGAAAGGCUGGCAGGGAAACAGCGUGCAAGUAGAGAAUUUAUCCCUGACAUGUGUUUUCGGCGAGCCAUGUUGUAAAUAUGUUGAGCUUGGGUAUAAAAGAAUUGUAGGUGUUGAAGAAUUAAUAAAAUGCAAUGUGUUCUUGA
Messenger RNA from Erpetoichthys calabaricus (reedfish), 1104 nucleotides. RefSeq names its product troponin C, slow skeletal and cardiac muscles. The record is from RefSeq and is a predicted model, not a curated record. NCBI's taxonomy places the organism in Eukaryota, Metazoa, Chordata, Cladistia, Polypteriformes, Polypteridae. Gene Ontology annotation, cellular component: myosin II complex. The coding region runs from base 104 to 589 and encodes 161 amino acids. Gene Ontology annotation, molecular function: calcium ion binding. The transcript is spliced from 6 exons.